AUGGAUGCAUACUGCAUGGCAGUGCGGUGUCUAGAGGAAAAGUUCGACGGCCUCGAGCUUAACCACGUGUUAAGGAAAUACAAUGAGGCCGCCGACACGCUCGCCAAAAUGGCAUCCGAGCGGGCCACGGUCCCUCCAGAUGUUUUCAUCAGCGACCUCUACAAGCCCUCUGUUGACUACAAGGACGACGGGGGGUCGGAUAAACCCCCAAGCGAACCAGGCCCUGACCCCAAGGACUCCACCGUUCAGGAGCAGGAGGCCAUGGACAUCGAGCCCGAGCCCCCUGCACCUGACGACUCGCCAGACUGGCGCUACCCCCUGCUGCAACGCCUCGUCGAUGGCACUCUACCCCUAGACCAGGCUGAGGCAAGGCGUGUGGCUCGUCGGGCCAAGACUUUUGUCCUCCUCGAUGGGGAAAUGUAUAAGCGCAGCCCCUCGGGCAUCCUUAUGUGUUGCAUCCCACGUCAGGAGGGAAUCAAGCUCCUACAGGACAUACACUGA
This is a messenger RNA of Sorghum bicolor (sorghum), 501 nucleotides long. RefSeq lists its product as uncharacterized. The transcript has a single exon. The record is from RefSeq and is a predicted model, not a curated record. Bases 1 to 501 code for a protein of 166 amino acids. NCBI's taxonomy places the organism in Eukaryota, Viridiplantae, Streptophyta, Magnoliopsida, Poales, Poaceae.